Molecule: messenger RNA, 1008 nt
Organism: Adineta ricciae
Lineage: Eukaryota; Metazoa; Rotifera; Eurotatoria; Adinetida; Adinetidae
Source: the annotation of a GenBank genome assembly
AUGACUUCAACACAGCUUAAAUUCGUCACACAGACGACUAUAUUGACUAAAUUGCCGAGCGUAUUGAAAUGCAAUGGCCCUAAAUUAGUACCGUUUUUCAAAACUGUUGCCAUUUUCUUCAUCCUAUUUCCCAAAGCGAAAUACAGAACCGCUGAUAUGUUCUAUCUAGUAUUUAAAUGUUUACCAAUAUGCUCUUUAAUCUUAUUUAUUUUACUACAUGGAAUUAAUCUACGAGGUUUCGAAUAUUCUUAUUCACGACGAAUCUUAACUGGUUUAGCAUUUUCUCUACUUGGUGAUGCAUUACUUGUUUAUGAUCACGCCUAUUUUAUUCAUGGAGUUGUCGCAUUCGGAAUAUCACAUGUUCUCUAUGCGACGGCGUAUGGUAUGCGCCCAUUACGAGUGUUCAUGUUACCCUUUAUGGUUCUACCAAUGAUUGUUAUUUACCUAAUGCUGUCCGGUGUUCUCUAUAAACCGCUAUCGUAUGUGAUUUAUGCAUACAUUGGUCUGACAAUGUUUAUGAUUUGGCGAGCAAUGGCAAGAAUUAAAAUUGAUAACAAUGAAUGGACAUGGACACGGUUUUACAGUUUUCUCGGUGGUAUACUUUUUGCAACUAGUGAUGCUCUUCUUGCCCUAGAUCGCUUUGUUACACCAUUAACACAUUCCCAAAUCCUUGUUAUGACUACAUAUUACGCGGCGCAAUUACUUAUUGCCCUCUCGGUGGUUGAUUCUCGCGAAGAUACGGAAAUGAAUUUUCGUGUUAUUCAAGAAACCGACAUUAUCAAACUUGUUCAAGAGCAUGGCAAGCGGCUCUCUCAAAUUCAUUGUGAUGAUUUAAUCGCAUUGGUGUCGGCUAAACGUGCAUUUAUUCAACAAACAGUAGCAAAUACGCCAAUAGUAACGAUUUUAAUGGAGAAAAAAGUACAACUUGGUCAAAAUAUUGUUUUAUUCUUCAAUCGUACACCGAUUGUGUUGUUUAUUAAGCCGAUCCAACGGCCAAAAGGUGAUUAA